AAAAAUGAACAACUUGUUGUGCUCUUGCCUACGUACCAUUCUUAUUUAAAGGGGGUGUGAAGGAUAGGAUUCGAUAUACCAAACAUUGGGCAAUGGCACUUCAAGGCCAUGUCUUUUGGGGACUCUUAGUAGUCCUCACCAUCAACUCAUUGGCUCUUGAGUCAGUAGCAACUAAUAUCUCCUCUUCCUUUAAUCGUACUAGCUUCCCACCUGGUUUUGUGUUUGGAACUGCCUCAUCUGCCUACCAGUUUGAAGGUGCUUGGAAAGACGGUGGUAAAGGCCUAAGCAUAUAUGACUUUUUCACCCACAAAUAUCCAGAUAAGUUUGCGAAUCGGAGCAACGGAGAUGUGGCACUUGAUUUUUAUCACCGUUACAAGGAAGAUGUGCAACUAAUGAAGUUUAUGGGAAUGGAUGGUUUCAGAUUCUCAAUAUCAUGGACGAGACUUCUACCUAAUGGGAAGUUAAGUGGAGGAGUGAACAAGGAAGGGGUUGCCUUCUACAACAGUCUCAUCGAUGAGCUCAUAGCAAAUGGUUUGAAACCCUUUGUCACAAUUUUCCAUUGGGAUCUCCCCCAAGCCCUUGAAGACGAGUAUCUUGGUUUUCUAAGUCCCCGCAUUGUGGAUGAUUUUACGGACUUCGCUGAGCUUUGCUUCAAAGAAUUUGGAGAUAGGGUAAAGCAUUGGAUCACAAUGAACGAGCCAUGGACCUUCAUCGAUAAUGGUUAUAACACUGGGGCCCUCGCACCAGGCCGGUGCUCGGCCUGGAUGAACAACGAUUGCACGGGGGGAGAUUCGGCUACUGAACCCUAUAUUGCUGCACACCACAUGCUUCUCUGUCACGGAGCUACGGUCAAAAUCUACAAGGAGAAAUAUCAGGCAUCUCAAAAGGGCCAGAUUGGGAUUACACUGGUGACUUACUGGUUUCUUCCAUAUUCCAAUUCCAAGGCCAAUGUCAUAGCAGCUCAGCGGGCCCUCGAUUUUAUGUAUGGAUGGUUUAUUGACCCAUUAGUCUAUGGUAAAUACCCAGAAAUCAUGCGUCAAAUCGUCGGAAAAAGGUUACCGAAAUUCACUCCUGAGCAAGCUAAGUUGGUGAAGGGUUCCUACGAUUUCAUCGGCCUAAAUUACUAUACUGGAAACUAUGCAGCGAAUGAACCUUCUUCGAAUAGUGUCAAUGUUAGCUACUCAUCUGAUUCUAUGACUAAUCAAACAACGGAGCGCAACGGGGUACCAAUUGGAAACCCGACAGGGGUAAGUAUCUUUUACAUCUUCCCAAAAGGACUUACGGAUCUUCUAAUCUACACAAAGAAGAAGUAUAACGAUCCGGUUAUUUACAUUACAGAGUGUGGCAUGGGAGAUUACAAUAACCAGACAACCAAAGUAGGAGUCCAGGAUUAUCUGAGAAUAUAUUUCUACCGUCGCCAUCUUGGAGCCCUCCAAACUGCCAUCAAGGCUGGUGCGAAGGUGAAAGGGUUCUUCGCAUGGGCAUUUCUAGACAACUUUGAAUGGGGAUCUGGUUACACCCUGAGGUUUGGACUUGGCUACAUUGAUUACCACGAUAACCUCAAACGAUACCCCAAGCGCUCAGCACUUUGGUUCAGGAAGUUCAAUCUCAAGUAGCAUUUGGACUAUCCUUAAUUAUCCCAUCUUAUUUUCUACUAAUAAGUGGCAUUUGGUCCAUCAUGUCGACGUACGCUUAUGAUUUGAAAGUCACUAUUUGAUUGAGUUACUAUUUGAUUUUGUUGAUUUACAUUUGUCUCUGCAGAAAAUUGAAUUGUUAAGAGUACUAUUUUAAAUA
This is a messenger RNA of Rhododendron vialii, 1794 nucleotides long. Its product is annotated as beta-glucosidase 12-like. Bases 93 to 1616 code for a protein of 507 amino acids. Gene Ontology annotation, biological process: carbohydrate metabolic process. The record is from RefSeq and is a predicted model, not a curated record. Gene Ontology annotation, molecular function: beta-glucosidase activity. NCBI's taxonomy places the organism in Eukaryota, Viridiplantae, Streptophyta, Magnoliopsida, Ericales, Ericaceae. The transcript is spliced from 13 exons.